AUGCCUAAACGCCCUGUUCGUUCAUCGUCUGACUCGGGCUCUUCGAGGGAGCGAACACCAAAGAGGGUUCGCUCGAGUUCUCCUUGGCGAAUUGACGAAUCUCCUUCGCAUGACGAAGAGACCCUGAAAAUCCAUGUCUUAAGGGCCAAAAUGGACGAUGACGCAUAUGCGUCCCUGGUCAAACUGAUUGAAACAUCGCGGAUCGUACUGAGGCGACACAGGAACACCGACGCAGAGGACGCUGAAUGGAAAAAUCUCGUCUUCGCAGAGGAUAUCAAGGACGCAGACGUCAUCGUCACCGCCAUCCGUAUGAGACAGCGACUUGAGAGGCACAUCAGCUGGCAGGUCGCGGAACCCGCGCCUUUCAACUCGUCAACGCGUUCCUUGAUCUGGCAGAAAACGAAGGCCGUCGUCACUCCUCAGUGGUUAGAGGAGACUGUACGGCAAGGGACACCCGCCCCGUGCGGGGAACACGCAGCGUUGAAUGAUCUGCAUGACGACACUGUGCGGCAAUGUCCAGACGGCCCUAACCUGCUAGUUGAAUCCGGCUCAACGACGUCGCGCCUGUCGGCCGACAUUCCGCCUUCAUCCGCCGACCCUGCCGGCGAGCCGCCCACCUCGACAGAACUAGAGCAUUUGUCAUUGUCACACAAAGCUCGGCUCUGCUUGUUCAGAGCAUCUCCACUUAUCUGCCCCAACCAAGCCUUGAUAGAUGAACUCAAGAUAAUCCAGCUAUCGAGAAAGCUCGAAGGAGAAGAGAGGAGUAUGCUGAGUUACCAAAGGGCUAUCGCGAUGAUUAAAUCAUACCCUCAUAUCAUCACACUCGAGAGGCUAGACAACGAAGUCGAAGACCUGCCGUAUUUAGGCACGAAACUUGUUGCAAUGAUCGAAGAGUACGUUACGUUAGGGAAAAUAAGCGAAGCGGAAAGUAUCCGAGAAUCUUCUCGAUUCCAAGCCCUUUCAGCGUUCAGCCGAAUAUAUGGCAUAGGGCCGCAUACAGGACGUCGUCUCUAUGACUUAGGUUUGCGGACACUCGAAGAAUUGGAUCGAUAUUAUGAGGUUACCCCCGGAUCUACUGAUGGGAGUGCACUGUCGAGCCUCGAGCUGUACAGUAAAGCAAACGAGGAAACUGUCCUGGAAGAAACUAUCAAGGUGGCGUUGGCCUUGCGCCACGAUUUGUGUCAAACGAUAUCUCGACACGAAGCGGAGCGAAUUGGCCAGAUUUUGGACUCAGAAUUAGCUCAUGUUGAACAGGGAUGCAGAACUCUUUUGGUCGGUGGCUAUAGGCGUGGAAAAGUCCAGGGUAACGACGUCGAUAUUCUCAUUACGCAUCCAAACUGGACGUUGGGCUCCCAGAAGUCGAGAAAUAUGAGCAAGCGGCUGGUUCAAAGUCUGCGCGAGCGUGGUAUCCUCGUUCACGUUAUGCACCUGGCUGGAUUUCACGGGCAUAAUGUCCUCCGAACGCAUCACUGGGACUCCUUGGAGAAAGCACUAACAAUCUUACGAGUGCCAUCGGCUGGGGACGCAGUCAAUGCGCCAGUCCAUCGGCAAGUGGAUCUUAUCUUUGCCGCCCCCGAGGUUUUCUGGACUGCGGUCGUUGGAUGGACUGGCUCAACAAUGUUCGAACGAGAUUUACGCCUUUGGGCCAAGGAGCGGGGAAUGAAAUUUGAUAGUUCUGGAAUAUCUCGUCGACAUGAUUCAAAAUUGUUUUUCCCAAGGACUGAGCGCGAGGUUUUCGACCUCUUGGAACUACCGUACAUCCAUCCCGCGCUGCGUAAUGCCGAUGCGUGAUGGGACUAGGAUAGAUGGAAUGGUAGUAGUAUAUGUAGGAUGAGUAAUUGUAGUGUAGGUCAGCC
Molecule: messenger RNA, 1856 nt
Organism: Coniophora puteana RWD-64-598 SS2
Lineage: Eukaryota; Fungi; Basidiomycota; Agaricomycetes; Boletales; Coniophoraceae
Product: Nucleotidyltransferase
Exons: 12
Coding region: 1-1791 (596 amino acids)
Biological process (GO): double-strand break repair via nonhomologous end joining
Cellular component (GO): nucleus
Molecular function (GO): DNA binding; DNA-directed DNA polymerase activity
Source: RefSeq, a predicted model, not a curated record